This is a messenger RNA of Setaria italica (foxtail millet), 1223 nucleotides long. RefSeq lists its product as uncharacterized. The transcript has 3 exons. The record is from RefSeq and is a predicted model, not a curated record. Bases 1 to 927 code for a protein of 308 amino acids. Lineage: Eukaryota; Viridiplantae; Streptophyta; Magnoliopsida; Poales; Poaceae.
AUGGCGCUCCUCCUCCUGCCCGGGGCGCAACGCAACCCCCGACCUGCACGCAGAGGGCAAACGAGGAACGCCGCGCCGGUGAGCGACCCGAGGGAAUGGCGGCCGGCGACGGACGGCGGGGCGGGGCGAGGGCGGAUCGGUGGGCUCACCUACGGGCGUGGGGCGCGGGGAUCGAGGAGCGGGCGGUGCCGGAUCUGGGGGCUGCGCAGGGGAGCAACGGUGACCCCGUCGCGUCUCCUCCUCCUCUCCUCGCUGCCUGGCACGUCCCGCCUCUGCGUGCACCACCGCCCGGAGGGGCGCGAGCUCUCCUGCUUCGACACCGUCGUGGCGGCCCACGGGGACGCCGCAAUCUUCCGCCUGGAGGGCAACUUCGAGGGCCUGACGUGCUACGCGAUCGACUUCUUCCUCUACCGGGCUCUCGCUGCUCCCGCGCCACUACUCGAUCCAGAAGGAGAUCGCGGCCGCGGCGGAGGGCUCCUGGAGGAGAAGUCGCCAGCGACGCAUGGGGCGUUUGGUUGCCUGCAUCAGCCUUCAGCUAGUUCUGCUGGUGCAAGAUUUGUUGUUUGUUUGGUUCGCGUAUCUGCUCGGUCAAGCUCCGCGCGUGCGAGAUUCCCUCCGCAGCCAGGCUCUACCGGUGCGAGGAAAUCGGCCGUUUCUGCUGGACCAGGCUCGCGUGGUGCAGGGAGUCAGGCUGGCUGGUGCGAGCUAGACUCCUCCAGGCAACCAAAAACGUCCAUGAUGAACAAAAGCGGCAUCGGCCUCUUGCUCACCGGUGAGGACGAUUCAGGAGGAUUCGUUGUGGCGGAGCUCCGUCUUAAUCUGAGCAAGCUCGACAGCGGCGACGUGGACGCGCCUCUCUCGAAGGGGAGCGCUAGCUCUUCAGGCUCCGCUGGUGGAGUGGGAAGUGAAGCACGCGAGCGUCCGUGACGGCAAGGCCACGUUCCGUGACAUCCGCGGCUGGUGGGAAGCUCACAAAGUCAUAAGGUCGUCGUCCCUUACGGCGGCUACCUUUGCUGGGUCGACCUUUGCAAGAGGUGUUGUCUUCUGCGACGUGAAUCGUGACAGCCCUGAGCUUGUACCUCCCGUUGCCCAUGGGUCACGUAUGUCAAGAGAUGAUCAGGUUUCACAGAUCAUAGCGAUAUAGGAUAUCGUACUGAUGAUGUUAGCGAUAUAGGAUAUCGUACUGAUGAUGUGAACAUGUGUUAUGAACAUAUUGUUGGAUA